UUUUUCACUUCUUUUUUGAACGAAGAUUUUUUUUUUAUUUUUUUGAAGAGCUAAUUGUAUAAAGAGGGAAUUUUUUUGAGUGAAUACUUUUUUUAUUUUUUUUUUCUUAAGGGAAAAGGCGUCCCUUUUGUGUGUGUACUUUUUUGUGCCAAUUUUUCCAAUAUAAAAAAGAAAAAAGCGGAAAUGCCAGCUUCUCUCUCUUAAGAAGGGGGCAAAAAUCAAUUUUAUUUUUUUAUAAUUUUCCAAUAUUUUUUGACAGAUUGAAACAAUUCUUUCUUUUUUUCACAAAGACUGCUUUGCUUUAAACAACAAAUUAAUUUUAAAAAAUAUAUAUUUUGACUACAGAAAUUUUAAACAACAAAAAUGGCUUGGGUCAAUCAAGGAAUGCAAGCGUUAAUUCCGUUAAUUAAUAGAAUUCAGGAUGCUUUCUCUCAACUCGGUACUACACUAAAUUUUGACUUACCCCAGAUUGCUGUCGUUGGAGGGCAGAGUGCUGGCAAAUCUUCUGUUUUAGAAAAUUUUGUUGGAAAAGAUUUUUUGCCUCGUGGUAGCGGAAUAGUGACUAGAAGACCUUUAAUUUUACAAUUAAUUAAUGACCCGAGAGCUGAAUAUGCCGAGUUUCUUCACAAAAAAGGACAUAAAUUUGUUGAUUUUGAUUUGGUUCGAAAAGAAAUUGAGGAUGAAACUGACCGUGUUACUGGUGCAAAUAAAGGAAUUUCACAAAUUCCGAUUAAUUUGCGUGUCUUCAGUCCACAUGUUCUCAAUUUGACAUUGAUUGACUUACCUGGACUCACAAAAGUACCUGUUGGUGACCAACCAGUCGAUAUUGAACAUCAAAUCCGAGACAUGAUAUUAACAUAUAUAACUAGAGAGACUUGCCUUAUUUUGGCUGUAACUCCAGCAAAUAGUGAUUUGGCAACUUCUGAUGCUUUAAAACUUGCUAGGGAAGUUGACCCGCAGGGAUUGAGAACAAUUGGAGUUUUGACCAAAUUGGAUUUGAUGGACGAGGGGACUGAUUCUAGAGAUAUUCUUGAAAAUAGGCUUUUUCCGUUACGAAGAGGCUAUGUUGGAGUAAUUAAUCGAAGUCAAAAAGAUAUUGUUGGUCGAAAAGAUAUUCGUGCAGCUUUGGAUGCUGAACGGAAAUUUUUCUUGUCUCAUGCUUCCUAUCGACAUAUGGCUGAACGAAUGGGAACCCCAUUUUUACAAAAAACGCUCAAUCAACAAUUAACUAAUCAUAUAAAAGAUACUUUGCCAACAUUAAGAGAUAGUCUUCAGAAAAAGUUAUAUUCAAUGGAAAAGGAAGUACAAGAAUAUAAACAAUUUCAAUUUAAUGACCCUUCGAGAAAGACUAAAGCUCUGAUGCAAAUGGUGCAACAAUUCACUGCUGAUAUGGAGCGUUCAAUUGAAGGUUCUUCAGCGCGCUUAGUUAGUACAAACGAGCUUUCUGGUGGUGCACGUAUCAAUCGUCUUUUCCAUGAGCGUUUUCCUUUUGAAAUUGUUAAAAUGACAAUUGACGAGAAAGAAAUGAGACGAGAAAUACAAUUUGCUAUUAGAAAUAUUCAUGGAAUUCGUGUUGGUCUAUUUACACCUGAUAUGGCCUUUGAAGCAAUUGUAAAAAAGCAAAUUGAACGUUUAAAAGAACCUUCACUUAAAUGCGUUGAUUUAGUCGUUAAUGAAUUAGCUAGUGUUGUUAGAGGUUGUGCAGAAUGUGUGAACCGUUAUCCUCGGUUGCGGGAUUGUGUUGAACAAAUUGUUACAAAUUAUAUGAGACAACAAGAGGCUUUUGCAAAACAACAAAUUUUAAUGAUAGUUGAUUAUGAGUUGGCCUAUAUGAAUACCAACCAUGAGGACUUUAUUGGGUUUUCAAAUGCCGAAGCUAAAGCCUCUUCAACUAGCACAAAAAAGAAUUUAGGCAAUCAAGUAAUUAGGAAAGGAUGGCUUUCUGUGCACAAUAUUAGUUUUGUUCGGGGUUCACGAGAAUGCUGGUUUGUGUUAACUUCUGAAAGUCUUUCUUGGUUUAAAGAUGACGAGGAAAAAGAAAAGAAAUAUAUGUUGCCUUUGGAUGGAAUUAAAUUGAAGGAUUUGGAAGCUGGUUUCAUGUCUCGACAACACAAAUUUGCGUUGUUCUACCCCGACGGAAAGUAUGUUUUUUAA
Meloidogyne enterolobii is the source of this 2154-nucleotide messenger RNA. Lineage: Eukaryota; Metazoa; Nematoda; Chromadorea; Rhabditida; Meloidogynidae. The record is from the annotation of a GenBank genome assembly.